GGCGGGCCACGACGCACGCCAUCCAGCGAGGCAUCGGACACAGCGCUUUCUUGCGCGGGCGCCGUGGAUCCCGCGGCGUCUCCUGGCGGCCUUGAGGUCGCCACGCUGGCCGCUCUGGCCCGCCUGGCGUUGGGUGGGCGGCAGGUGUGCGCCCACAUGAGCCAGCGGCAUUAUGGCCGCAAUGGUCGUGGUCGGGGCCGGGACUUCGCCGGCCGUGCCCCACCCAAGAAGAAGGUCAAAAACCUCAUUCCGGAAAGGUGGAAAGACUAUCUCCCAGUUGGACAGCGGAUGCCUGGGACUCGGUUCAUUGCUUUCAAAGUUCCUUUGCAAAAGAAAUUUGAAGCAAAGCUUAUGCCAGAAGAAUGCUUCUCUCCUUUGGAUCUUUUUCAUAAAAUUCACGAACAAAAUGAAGAACUUGGAUUGAUAAUUGAUUUAACAUAUACUCAGCGCUAUUAUAAAGCAGAGGAUUUGCCAGAAACUAUUUCUUAUAUAAAAAUUCUUACAGUUGGCCAUCAGGUACCCAGUAAUGACACUAUUUUUAAGUUCAAGUGUGCAGUUAAAGAGUUUUUAAAGAAAAAUAAAGACAAUGACAAACUUAUUGGUGUCCAUUGCACCCAUGGCUUAAACAGGACUGGCUACCUCAUUUGCAGAUAUUUGAUUGAUGUAGAAGGCAUGAGGCCAGAUGAUGCAAUUGAAUUAUUCAACAGGUGCCGGGGGCACUGCAUAGAACGGCAGAACUACAUUGAAAACCUGCAGAACCGUCGGGUCAGAAAGAACCGGAAUGUUAGCACAUCUAGGUCAUGUGGUCUUGAAGACUCAGCACAUCUUAUGGAACACAUCCACAGCACUAACAAGCCUGUGAACCAAGGACCUCGGAACAACUGGCCUGGUGGCCAUCCACCACCUCCCCGGCAUUUUCAUACCCAGACCCAGAACUCACAGCAGUCAUUCAGAAAAUUUUCACAAAACCAGAGUGUUUACCAGAGAGGCCUUGUCCCUCCUCCUGGUCCACCUGGAGAGGACUAUUCACAAAGAAGAUUCUUCUGGAACGUGAAGCCAAACAGCAGUCAAGCAAGCCAGAGUAAGAAGUGGACUUCUGGUGGUUACCAGAGACCUUUCUACCCAGCCUCCUGGGGAUGGACCCAGUGAAGCCCACCUGGCUGGGCUCUUCUAGGGCCGCCUGAGAUCAGAGCUGGACAGAAGACAGCUGGAUGGAUUUUAAUAAAAUCAGGUCAAAAGAAUUAAACAAAUUUUUAAACAUUUUUUAACUUUUUAUAAUCUUUUAUUAUUCCUUUAUGUAUAUUAAGUUUAAAGAUGAAUUGCAUUGGUGAUCAGUCCAGAACACUUCUCAUUACAGGCUCAGCUUUUCUCAAAGAUUUCUGAAUGGAUAAACUAUUAUGAACUUGCCAA
This is a messenger RNA of Peromyscus eremicus (cactus mouse), 1410 nucleotides long. It is a transcript of the gene Dusp11, whose product is annotated as dual specificity phosphatase 11. The transcript is spliced from 9 exons. The record is from RefSeq and is a predicted model, not a curated record. Lineage: Eukaryota; Metazoa; Chordata; Mammalia; Rodentia; Cricetidae. The coding region runs from base 157 to 1149 and encodes 330 amino acids. Gene Ontology annotation, molecular function: protein tyrosine/serine/threonine phosphatase activity; polynucleotide 5'-phosphatase activity. Gene Ontology annotation, biological process: protein dephosphorylation.